Molecule: messenger RNA, 3696 nt
Organism: Acanthoscelides obtectus
Lineage: Eukaryota; Metazoa; Arthropoda; Insecta; Coleoptera; Chrysomelidae
Source: the annotation of a GenBank genome assembly
AGUUUGUAACACGUAGACGUAGUCAGAGGACGUAGUACGUCGAAGACUCCGUGGUCGUCUGUGUCGCCGAGCGGUCAUUUUUUAGUAGAAUGUUUACUUCUAUUUCGACAACGGUGCUGGUACUGCUGGGGGUACUGGCUGGGGUAGUUUCCAGGGUAACGGCAGAGGACAUCGCCCAAACUCACACCAAAGGGGUGCAAAUAAAGAAUCGAGGUGAAGUUAGGCUGACAGUGGACAUGACGGAAGAGGAUAGGUUUCAACUUCCUCCUGGACAAGUAGCGUCAAUCAUACUGAAGGAUACCUGGUCUGGAACUAUAUCUGCUCAGCCGACAAAUUGCAAGGCGGACACCUGCGAUGGAGCUCCCCAUACGACCGCCCACAUACAAUUUGGAGGAGAGAAGGGAAAAGAUCGAUACUACAUUUCUCUUGAAGAGGGCUUUAACCUGCCCAUGAAAAUUCAACCUACAGGACAAAACAAUUUCUGCAAGUCAUCCACCUGUCUGGAGGAUAUCCUCGAACACUGCCCCGAAGACCAAAGGAUAAAGGACGACAAUGGUGAUACUACUGCUUGUAAAUGGGACGUAGACCUCUUCCGUAACUAUUGUCCUCACGUAGUGAUAACAAAGGAAGAUCCCAACCACUCAAACGCGGUAACAUGUAGCUCCUCUAACACAUAUAUGGUCCUCAUCGGUUAGGCUGAAUUUCAUAUCUCAUUGAAUGAGGAGGUUGCAUAUUCCAGUACAAUACAAUAACAUAUUAGCCGUACUUUCUGUGUCAGGCUCGCGAGACAGCUAAUCCAAAAGAGAGAUCUCAUAUGACAACUAUGACAUCACACAGUUUUUUUGUAUUGUAGUUUAUAGUUAUUGGUGUUUGAACUAUUUUAUGUUCAGAUUUCAUAAAUAUAAAAGCUAUCGCAGGUAUUAAUCAUUAUAUCACGUUAUUUAUAUUAGUCUUCAUUAGCGUUUUCAAAAGGAAAAACAGCGAAUUCUCUGUGGUGUAAGCAGCUGUUACGACUUUAACAAUGUGUUGUGUGUCUUGCCUAAUGUGUGUAUGUAUUUUUUGUAUCUCCCAUAUUUCACAUUUAGUUUUUAGGUUUAUUUUCAAGUGAAUUAACCAAAGAUAGCCGUUUUUUAGAAAUAGAAGACUUAUGUUUCAAUUAGUGUUCAAAUAAGUAUAUGUAAUUCUGUCUUGAUACAAACUACUAAAACAAACAACUUAUGUUGUUUCGCAUAAUGUCUGCCACGCACCCAUUGGUGUUCGGAGAAUAUCGAGAUUCACGAUAUUCGUUAUUCGACGAAUAUUUCCUCCUGGUGUUAACCGUAUUUGCAUGUGUGAGUGGCUGGUAUUAAAAUAGCAAAUAUGAAGCUGGAGUAGAACGAUAUCCGGUCGAUGUUUAUGAACUAGACGACUGUCAAAAUAUUCGUUCAAGCAUUUACAGAUUCAGAUUUAGUGCUCUGCUUUCACUAAAAACUUUGUAGGACAUAUAAGACGGUGAAAUUUUAUUAACACCACAUUUUAUGUAUGCUUUUUACCGAAAAUGUUAAUUUGCGAUUUCCGGAUGUGCAUUUUUUUUCACUAUGAGUGAUUGCUUACUUCAGUGUAGCUUUUUAGUAUUAAAAUCAGAUACAGCCUUGAGCGGAAAAAGUUUAACCCUACUGAAAGCCAGACAGAUUUCUUCUUGAUAGUCUUAUCUACGGUGCCAACUGCGAUUGCGGUUCUAUGAACAUUCAACUUCUUUCUGGAAUGUGCCAUUGCGGUAGGUCUGAUUAAUAAACAAAGAGCUAGUUAGUCACGUGAUGGGCACAUAUUUCCGAGAAUUGUUGUACAACGUCUACUGAUACAACUAAAAACGUCAAGUUUCAAAAACGAAGGUUCGAGAUCAAACAAUGGCAGUUGCGCAUGCUACGUCAGGAAGAUGACAACGUCUGUGGCUGAUUUGAAAAACAAAUUGCAAUGAAAUAUUACUGCAAGAAUCACAGUAAACAGAAUUGGCUAGCAAGGACCCUACUGCAUUCAAUUUUCAAAUUGGAUAGUUCAAUAGUAUGAAGUUUUUGGUAGGAUUGUUGUCAGUUUGAUACGAGUUAUUUUAAUUGAAAUUGAUUCAUUUUAAGAUUUUAUACAGGGUGUCCCCAACUAAAAUGGAAAGUCGUUUUAUUCAAAAAUCUGUUUUCGUGGCAACCUUGAUAUGUUACUGUUACACAUAUUAAAAUUAUCUCAAUAUAUACAGGGUGUUACAUAACUUCGUGCCAUAGCAGACAUAUUUUUUUAAUAGAACAUAUUUGAAUAGAGCUCCUAAAAAUAAGAGUUUCAUAUAACAUAUGCUUUUGAUUGUCAAUUGUUUAGGUAUUUGGUCAAACGUCUGAAAAAAUGCCAAGCUUUGACGACGUGCAGCUGCACCAUUUUUUAAGAUAUUUAGAUAAAUCUUGGUUCACAAAAAAAUUAUUAUCAUCAACUUUAAGCCGAAUAGAAAUUUUUUUACAUUUCUUGGUAUCUAGAAACGCAAAAUAUACCUUUCCUAACAAAAACUGUUUGAUGAUUAGAAAUAUACAGGGCGUCCCAAGUCAAGUUCAUGAGAAAAGGUAUAUUUUGCGUUUCGAGAUACGCUGCAUAAAUAGAAAGAUAUUUUAGAAUUUUUUCAGAUCAGCUGAGGAUCGAUCAUUAUAUAAUUUAAAAUUUAUCUAGAUAUCUUCAAAUUGGCGGAACUGGAAGCAGACCAAGUUGUACAUUUUUUCAGAUAUUUCACUAAAUAUCUAAACAAUUGACAAUCGAUACCAUAUGUUAUAAUGAUAUCAAACUUCUCGUUUUUGGAAGCUCUAUCCAAAUAUGCUAAAAUAUAUGGUAUUCUAUUUAAAAAAAUACAUGCAUACUAUGUCUAUGCUAAAUCAAUUUUAAAAUAUGCACUAGUAACAUAUCAGGGUACCUGCGAUAACAGAUUUUGGAUAUCUUUUCCAGCUUGCUCAUAAAAGUACUUUCCAUUUUUAUUGGGACGCCCUAUACCAUCUUUUAUAGCGCUGUAACUGACUUAUAAUGUGUGUUUGUAAUUUGUUUUUUAUAAUCAUGAAACUGGAACCCAAAAUUGCUAGUAGCAUCUUACAACAACAUUAAACCGCCAAGUGUACAUGUGACAAAGAAUAAAGUACUUUUUUAUCAGCUAUGAUUUCUUCUGAUUGUAUUAUUUUUGGUACAACUUUUGAUUUUUUAUGUUGAUUUUAGGAAAUAGGUUACGUUAAGGAUUUUGAAUUGAUGUAUGAUUGAAAAAUGGAUUACUGCCAGAUGUAGCAACUAAAAAGGUAAACUAAAAUAUACGUAUACGGAUAUUAUCGUCAAAUUUUUGUAUAGUUUAAUAAACAUUCUUAGCCUUCGCAUGUAACGUAGUUGCCUUGGUGAGGUAUUCAUAUUGUAUGCUUAUACUCAGUUCGAAUAAGACUUUUUUGUAUAUAACCAUUAUGUAAGCUCAUUAUUUAUUAUCGUAAAAAUGUCCCCUUUAUACUUUUUUCAUCUUAUUCACAAAUAAACGUUUAUUCAGUAGGUCAACAUUCUCUUAUACCCGUUAACCUAAAAUCCGGACAGCAUAUGACUUCGUACGCAAGCCCUAGCAUUUCCCUUAUUCAUGUUCAUUCACUGACAUUUCUAGAAUGUCAUAAGGAAAGAAUCCAAAAAGCUAGUUACUAAAAUUAGUCACACAUGCAUAUAGGG